This is a messenger RNA of Dothidotthia symphoricarpi CBS 119687, 669 nucleotides long. RefSeq lists its product as uncharacterized. The record is from RefSeq and is a predicted model, not a curated record. The annotation marks the transcript as partial. Lineage: Eukaryota; Fungi; Ascomycota; Dothideomycetes; Pleosporales; Dothidotthiaceae. The transcript has 2 exons.
AUGGGUCUUACUUUCCUACCGCGGUCCCCUCCAGGAUCGCUCAAGCGAGGCCGAGCAGCUGCAGAUAUCGAUGGCGAGCACUCGAACCUGCAGAAGAAGAAACGCAGACUUCGCCUCUUCCUCAUCACUUCUCGCCUCUCGCCACAGUUCUCACACCCAGCAACCAAUAUUGUCGAUAGGGGCAGCUCCAAGAUCGCCGUGUGGGCGAAGCAGAAGUCUCUUGGGCGAAACCUGCUCCGCAAAGCUGCCAUAUUGAACCGCGUCCGACGGGGGGCCGUCUCGGCGAAAGAAGCGCAACAGGGCCGUGGAAGGGUGCUCGUCGAGCAGGAAAGAGAGCAGGAGCAGCUUAGACUGGCGAAGCUGACGUUCAAGUAUGGGAGCGUGGAUACAUAUACCCAUCCUGUGGCAGGCAGUUCGGGAUAUUGCUCGCCUAAUGAAGCGUACUCAUACUCGAUGCCACGCGCUCAGAUACCCAAAAGAGACUACCUCCCACUCGGACCAUCGCCGCUAGGACUAUCCAACUACGACGCGUUUGACAUGGACGAGGACAUUCCAGACCCAUACUCACACCUCGACGACGACAACGACGAGGAAGACGGCUACACAUCCUCAUUCCCAUUCGACACCUCCGACGACGACGACGAAUGCCCCUUCUCGCCCGCCGCCCUA